This is a messenger RNA of Helianthus annuus (common sunflower), 4606 nucleotides long. RefSeq names its product formin-like protein 20. The record is from RefSeq and is a predicted model, not a curated record. Lineage: Eukaryota; Viridiplantae; Streptophyta; Magnoliopsida; Asterales; Asteraceae. The coding region runs from base 324 to 4352 and encodes 1342 amino acids. Gene Ontology annotation, molecular function: ATP binding; protein kinase activity. Gene Ontology annotation, biological process: protein phosphorylation. The transcript has 20 exons.
CACACACAUGGAGGGUUGACUUUGUGCAUCUUGUCCCAUCUACAUGUUCUAGAAAUAAUUUUCAACACUCGCCCAUUUCCUCUCUGUCCCUCCCUCCAUUCCUUCACCUAUUUUAAAUUCCCGCAAACCAUGUCUCCAUUAAAUAUAUUUUUACACCAUUAAGUUCACACCAAUUUUUGUAUAGUCAACAGAUAAGCUUAUUAAAGGGGAUCGAAUUCGUCAAUUGAAGUUUGGAAGGAGUUAACUAGAAGGUGAAAUUGCCCAGUUGGAUCGAAUAAACUGAUUACACAGGUAUCAAAAUAUUGGAUCGGGUUGGGCAUUAGAUGGCGCUGCGGAAGCCAUCGGAUCGACUCCUUGAGAUCUCCGACAGGGUUUACGUUUUCGAUUGUUGCUUAUCAACUAGAGUACUUGAAGAAGAUGAGUACAAGGUCUACAUGGGUGGCAUUGUGGCUGAACUUCAAGACUGCUACCACGAUUCAUCUUUCAUGGUUUUUAACUUUAAAGAAGGUGACACAAGGACCCCAUUAUCAGAUUUAUUAUCGCAGCAAUACGAUAUGACAGUAAUUGAAUACCCUCAACAAUAUGAAGGGUGCCCGUUGUUGCCAUUAGAAACGAUACAUCGCUUUUUGAGAUCUAGUGAAACCUGGCUUAAUUUAAAGGGUCAACAAAAUGUGCUUCUAAUGCACUGUGAAAGGGGUGGUUGGCCCGCACUUGCAUUUAUGCUUGCAGCCCUUCUUGUGUUUAGAAAACAGUAUGAUACUGAACGAAAGACUCUUGAAAUGGUGUAUAAACUUCAUCGUUUAACACCUUUAAAUCCACAGCCUUCUCAACUAAGGUAUCUUCGGUACAUAUCCAGGAGAAGUUUAGGCUAUGAUUGGCUGCCCUCAGACACACCAUUAGCUUUGGAUCAUAUCAUGCUUAAAUUCCUUCCUUUGUUUGGUGAAAAGGGUUGUAGACCUGUAAUUCAAAUUUAUGGUCAGGAUCCGUCUUCAACAAAUAGGGGCUCUAAGCUAUUGUUUACAUCCUUCAAAACCAAAAAGCAAGCCCGCUACUAUCAACCAGAAGAAUGUGAAUUGGUGAAAAUUGAUAUUCAUCACCGUGUUCAAGGAGAUGUGGUUCUUGAAUGCGUACAUGUGGAUCAUGUUAGGGAGGAUAUUAUAUUUAGAGUAAUGUUUCACACAGCAUUUGUGCGAAGUGGCGUACUCGAUUUGAGUUGUGAUGAAGUUGAUGUUAUGUGGGAUGCAAGAGACCAGAUGCAAAAGAACUUUAAAGCAAAGGUAUAUUUUUUGGAUGCUGAUGCUCUACCAUCUAUGAUCACCACAGAAGGAGAAUUUGACGACAAGAAUGGGACCGAAAGUCCUACACAUGAAGAGUUUUUUGAGGUCGAAGAGAUUUUUAGUAACGCGGUUGAUGAGCAAAAAAUUAAGGUGGAUGCUGAGAAUGGUGAUAUAGUCUUGAAGGAAGGACUCGUACCAGAAUCAGAAGUUGAUGCAUGUGAAGACUAUGAAUUAGAUGAUGGGAACAAAAAACCUGAAAACAGGAUUUACCAAAAUAAGUUGGGACAUGUCAAUGUUACCCCGUCUCCACCUCCACCUCCACCCCCUUCACGAAGUGCUCUAGUUUCACCUCCACCUCUGCCUCCACUUCCAACGCCUGGAUCCUCCGCUCUACCUCCAAUGAGUGGAGGGCCACCUCCGACACAUGGACCCCCACCACCACCUCCGCCACCUCCGCCACCUCCAAUGAGCAGAGGGCAACCUCCACCUCCGCCACCUCUAAUUCGCGGAGCACCUCCACUUCCAUCACUACAAGGUGGUAGUCCACCGCCACAACCUCCACCGCCACCGCCACCACCUCCACCGCCUCCACCUGGUGCUCGUGCACCUGGACCUCCAAGCAGCGGUCCUAUCCCCCCUAGAGGUCCAGGACUCGCGGGUCCAUCUGGAACGGCUACAGCAGCACGGAGAUCUAAUCUAAAGCCACUGAAUUGGAGCAAGGUUACCAGUGCCUUGCAAGGAAGCUUGUGGGAAGAAUUGCAAAGACAUGGAGAGCCCCAAAUGGCACCAUAUUUCGAUGUGUCAGAACUUGAGACACUAAAGAAAGCUACUUCUAAAGGAGGGAGGCGCGAAUCUACUGGUUCAAAACCUGAGAAAGUUCACUUGCCAUCUGGAACAGCUACAUCAACACAGCUACUUAGUUCGCUCCCCUCACCUCCAGGACACCCGCCGUUCUUGAAGGAGUUUGAAUAUCUUAAAAUUCAACUAGAAGAUAUAAAAUCAGCCACUAACAACUUUGAUGAAAACAAAGUUAUUGGCGCUGGUGGAUUUGGAAAGGUUUAUCUAGGAGAAUUUUCUCACUCUAAGGGGAAAAUAAUGGGUGCUUUUAAGCAUCUAGAUCGUAGGCAUGGGCAAGGGGACCCUGAGUUCUUGAAGGAGAUUGUGAUGCUUUCUGAAUACAAGCAUGAAAAUCUCAUCUCUCUAUUGGGAUUUUGUGACGAGGGUAGUGAAAAGAUACUUGUGUAUGAGUAUGCAUCUAACAGAAGCCUUGAUCGUCAUUUGAAUUCUAAUCUUCUUACGUGGAGGCAACGUAUUAAGAUAUGCCUUGAUGCUGCAAGAGGACUAAGCUUCCUUCAUGGUGACAAGGGCACAAUGAAAAGAGUUAUUCACCGUGAUAUAAAAAGUGCCAACAUUCUCUUGGAUGACAAAUGGAAUGCUAAAGUUUCGGACAUGGGACUGUCUAAAGCAGCACCUGCUAAUCAGCCGCACUCAUUUCUCAUCACCCAACUCGCAGGUACUCCUGGGUACUGUGACCCACAAUAUAUGAAUUCAUUCACCCUAUCAAAAGAAUCAGACGUAUACUCUUUUGGCGUUGUCUUAUUUGAAGUCUUAUGUGGAAGAUUAUGCUAUAAUUAUAGCAACAGCAUGUUAAAACUUUGGGUAAAUACAUGGAAAAAAGCCUACAGAGAUAACAAGUUAUAUGAGAUUGUCUUUCAAGGUCUGAUGCAACCAAUGGACUCUACUUCUUUGAAAACAUUUUCAAGCAUUGCAUUUCAGUGUUUGCAUGUAUAUAGUGAAGAACGGCCAACGAUGGCACAUGUUGUAAAAAAACUGGAGACUGCGCUCACAUUUGAACUUCAGAAGCCGCUAAAUAAGUGUGAAGAUGUACUUGAGGAUACUUCUAUGAAAUGUAGAUCUAUUGAGAGCCAGGUUACCAGUGGUGUCUUGCAAUUGCAAAGAAGCUUGUGGGAAGAAUUGCAAAGAUCUGAAGAGCCCCAAAGUGCACUAUAUUUCGAUGCUGCAGAACUUGAAAUAUUAUUUCCUGGUAUAUUCCCAAAGAAAGAUGCUUCUAAAGGAGGGCGGCGCAAGUCUACUGGCUCAAAAUAUGAGAGGGUCCACUUGAUCGAUUUGAGGAGGGUUAAUGCCACAGAAAUCAUGCUCAAGAGGGUUACGAUGCCUCUUCCCGACAUGAUGGCUUCAGCUUUAGCUAUGGAUGAAUCAAUCUUAGAUGCCGAUCAAAUAAAGAAUCUUAUCAAGUUUUGUCCUACUAAAGAAGAGAUGGAUCUUCUCAAGAAUUAUACAGGCGACAAGAAGAUGCUUGGCCAAUGUGAACAGUUCUUCCUGGAGCUCAUGAAGGUGCCACGUGUGGAAUCAAAGUUAUGUGUUUUUUUGUUCAAAAUUCAAUUCAACACCCAGCUUUCAGAGUUUAAGAACAGUUUGAACACCGUAAACAAUGCAUGUGAUGAGGUGCAAAAGUCGAUUAAACUGAAGGAAAUCCUGAGGAGAAUAUUAUAUUUGGAGAACACAUUAAAUCAAGGAACUAAUAGAGGUUUGGCUGUUGGUUUUAAGCUAGACAAUCUUUUGAAACUCACUUAUACACGGUCUUCUGACAGUAAGAUGACUUUAAUGCAUUAUCUCUGCAAGGUUCUUGCCUCUAAGUCACCAGCCCUUUUAGAUUUUUAUGUGGAUCUUGUUAGUCUCAAGUCUGCAACUAAGAUACAGCUGAAGUCUUUAGCAGAAAAAAUGCAAGCAAUCACUAAGGGACUGAAUAAGGCUAAACAAGAACUAGUUGCAUCUGCAAAUGAUGGCCCUGUAUCUGAAGUUUUCCUUAAGACAUUAAACGAGUUCGUUUGCUUUGCUGAGCCAGAAGUUGCAUCUGUAAACAAUUUGUAUGAUUUGGUGGGUAGAAAUGGUUAUGCAUUAGUUCGAUAUGUUGGUGAAGACCGUUGCCCUUUUGAACAAGUUACUCAGACACUUUAUAACUUUGUGAGGCACUUUCGAAAGGCUCAUAAAGAGAACUACAAACAGGCUGAAUUAGAGAAAAAGGAAGCUCAAACAGAGGUUGAAAUGGAGUAGAUGAUAAGAUUGGAGGAAGAACACAAGGCUUCUCAAGAACCUCGAGCUAAACCCGAAUAGACUGAUGCAUGGAUUUCGUGUAAUCAGAGUGGAGGCAGGGUUGGAAGCUGGUUCAUUGUUGUGUAUUUGUAAUUCACUAAUUUGAUGAUGUUUUGGUUAAGUAUCCCUUUUGAAGUUGUUUUUGUUGCUUUGAUGCUGAUGAUAAUAAGCUGUUUUUAAAUGAUUUAUUGCUGCGGAGAACCUUGCUAUGAAAA